AUGGGCGAUAAAAGAGCAAGGGAAUGCAAGCCCAAAUGGCGCCUACUUUUAGCAAUGAUUUCCCUCUUUCCAACUCUUUCCUUAUCCGAAGAUUACUUGGACGCUCUCUCAAAGAGCCUUCUCUACUUCGAGGCACAGCGCUCCGGCCGCCUGCCCUACAGCCACCGGGUGACGUGGCGCCACCACUCUGGCCUCACCGAUGGCCUCGAGCAGGGGGUGGACUUGGUGGGAGGAUACUACGACGCCGGCGACAAUGUGAAGUUUGGUCUACCGAUGGCCUUCACCAUCACGAUGCUGUCGUGGGGAGUGGUCGAAUUCCGUGAUCAGAUGGCCGCCGCCGGCGAGCUCCGCCAUGCUCUCCAAGCCAUCAAAUGGGGGACGGAUUAUUUCAUUAAGGCGCACACUAGUCCCCAUGUUCUCUGGGCACAGGUGGGUGAUGGAGACACCGAUCACCUGUGCUGGCAGCGGCCGGAGGACAUGACCACAUCCCGGCGGGCUUACAAGCUCGACCCGGAAAAUCCCGGCACGGAGGUUGCCGCGGAGACGGCAGCAGCCAUGGCAGCCGCGGCCAUCGUGUUUAGGAGAACAAACCCACAUUACGCGCACCUUCUGCUGGAGCACGCGCAGCAGUUAUUUGAGUUUGGUGACAAGUAUAGGGGCAAGUAUGACGACAGUAUAUCGGGAGCGAAGAGGUAUUACUCGUCUGUGAGCGGGUACAUGGAUGAGUUGUUGUGGGCGGCUCUGUGGCUGUACAAGGCCACCGACAAUGUACGUUACUUGAAUUAUGCCAUCGACAAUGCCGUUUCUCACGGUGGGAUCACUUGGGCCAUCUCCGAAUUCAGCUGGGACGUGAAAUAUGCCGGUCUCCAAAUCAUUGCCUCUAUGUUGGCAACGGAAGGCAAAACCGAGCAACAAAAGCAAGUCCUGAAGCAGUACCGCUCGAAAGCAGAACACUACAUAUGUGCUUGCCUGGACAAGAACAGUUUCGCUAACGUGCGACGCACCCCGGGUGGGCUCCUCUACACCCGCCAAUGGAACAACAUGCAGUACGUAUCCACUGCAGUGUUCCUACUCACCGUCUACUCCGAACACCUCACCUCAACGAACCAGACGCUCAGCUGCCACGCGGGUUCUGUAGGACCCACUGAGAUCCUCUCUUUCGUCCAGUCACAGGUGGCCUACAUUCUGGGCUCCAAUCCCAUGGGACUCAGCUACUUGGUUGGGUACGGGCCGGUAUAUCCCCAGAAGGUGCACCACAGGGGCGCAUCGUACAGAGAUAGCAGCACCGAGGUUUUUGUAGGGUGUACUCAGGGGUAUGACAUGUGGUAUGGACGCCAGGACCCCAACCCAAACGUUUUGGUUGGAGCCUUGGUCGGUGGGCCGGAUAUGAAGGACGAGUUUAGUGAUAGGAGGGGAAAUUAUAUGCAAACCGAGGCUUGCACGUAUAACACCGCCCCGUUGGUCGGAGUGUUUGCUAGACUUAGUGCACUACAACAAAAGAAUCAAUCCACUUCUACUCAUGAUUCACUUAUAUUGUCUCAACCAUUUCAUGUUAUGGAAAUUGUAUAG
This is a messenger RNA of Striga hermonthica, 1569 nucleotides long. Lineage: Eukaryota; Viridiplantae; Streptophyta; Magnoliopsida; Lamiales; Orobanchaceae. The record is from the annotation of a GenBank genome assembly.